Messenger RNA from Gadus morhua (Atlantic cod), 3626 nucleotides. It is a transcript of the gene cacng2b, whose product is annotated as calcium channel, voltage-dependent, gamma subunit 2b. Gene Ontology annotation, molecular function: voltage-gated calcium channel activity; channel regulator activity. The coding region runs from base 784 to 1749 and encodes 321 amino acids. Gene Ontology annotation, biological process: positive regulation of synaptic transmission, glutamatergic; neurotransmitter receptor internalization; calcium ion transport. Lineage: Eukaryota; Metazoa; Chordata; Actinopteri; Gadiformes; Gadidae. The record is from RefSeq and is a predicted model, not a curated record. Gene Ontology annotation, cellular component: AMPA glutamate receptor complex; postsynaptic density membrane. The transcript is spliced from 5 exons.
UCCACCUCUUCUCUCUCACUCCACUUGAAUCUCGGGCUCUGCGAGGAGAGUAAAAAAACACGAGACCCAGGAUUGACGUCGGGAACGAGACUUGUCUUUAUUUUUGUAUCAACUGACCAAAAAAAAAAAAAAAACAUGUUGACCGGCAUCGCAUCAUCGCUGUUGCCUUCCGAUCACGAAUCCUCGUUGUAGGCUAGAUGGUUUUAGAUGGCCCAGAGGUGGUGUGUGCAGGGUCCGUCCAGUGAUCGCUCCUGGUCUGGUGGUCGUGGUGGUGGUGGUGGUGGUUGUCGCGGUGGUCUCGGCGUCGCUUCGGAUCGCCCGGAUUUAGGAACGGCGAGUCCUCCUCCUCCUCCGGGCCGGCUUCAUGUCGAGUGAUGCUCGGCGUCUCCGCCUGGAUGUGUCCCUCCCGCCACGCUCUUCCGCCGGCACACCGCUCAGCCGCCACUCCGCUCCGCCGCUGCAGAGCCAACUAGGGACUACUUAUGGAAACUGGGGAUCAGAAUUUUAGAAAAAAGAAAAAUUAGCGGGCUGCAGUUUGAUUUCACGUUUCUUUUUUUCCUCUCUCCCCCCCCCCCCCCCACCCCCCUCUUUCUCUCUCGCUCUCCUUCCAUUGGGCUGAUUGUUUCUUUUUUGGGGAGGCGAUUGAACGUUUCUGCUUUCUGGGUUUUUUUGUGUUUUUUCUCUCUCUCGGUAGACAUGGCAGGAUGUCGCCUGCUGGUUAUUUGGCCGUCAGUACGUCGUUGAUCGAGGAAAGGGGGUCCCCCUUUCGUGGAAUGCGGGAACAUGGGCGUGUUUGACCGCGGGAUCCAGAUGCUCCUGACCACGGUCGGGGCCUUCGCCGCCUUCAGCCUCAUGACCAUCGCCGUGGGAACCGACUACUGGCUCUACUCGCGCGGCGUGUGCAAGGUCAAGAGCACCAACGAGAACGAGACCAGCAAGAAGAACGAAGAGGUGAUGACGCACUCGGGCCUCUGGAGGACCUGCUGUCUGGAAGGAUCCUUUAAAGGCAUGUGUAAGCAGAUCGAUCACUUCCCGGAGGACGCAGACUACGAAGCAGACGCCGCAGAGUACUUCCUGCGUGCGGUCCGGGCUUCCAGCAUCUUCCCCAUCCUGAGUGUGAUCCUCCUCUUCAUGGGGGGUCUGUGCAUCGCCGGCAGCGAGUUCUACAAGUCACGCCACAACAUCAUCCUCAGUGCCGGGAUCCUGUUCGUCUCCGCAGGUCUUAGCAACAUCAUCGGGAUCAUCGUGUACAUCUCAGCCAACGCCGGCGACCCGUCCAAGAGCGACUCCAAGAAGAACAGCUACUCCUACGGCUGGUCCUUCUACUUCGGCGCCCUCUCCUUCAUCAUGGCCGAGAUGGUGGGCGUGCUGGCCGUGCACAUGUUCAUCGACCGGCACCGCGAGCUGCGCGUGGGGGCGCGCGCCGCGGACUACUUACAGGGCGCCGCCACCAUCUCGCGCAUCCCCAGCUACCGCUACCGCUACCGGCGCCGCUCCCGCUCCUCGUCCCGCUCCACGGACCCCUCGCACUCCCGUGAGGCGUCGCCCGUGGGCCUCAAGGGCUUCCCGGCGCUGCCGUCCACGGAGCUGUCCAUGUACACGCUGCCCAAGGCGGGCCAGACCAGUCUGGACCCGGGCUCCACCUACAACUCCAACACCACCGAGAGGGACCACAACUUCCUGCAGGUCCACAACUGCAUCCAGAAGGACCUGAAGGAUGGAGCCAACCGCCGCACCACACCCGUAUGAGAGAGAGAGACGGGGGGGAGGGGGAGACAGAGGGAUAGGGAUGGAUGGAGAGGGAAGGGAGAGGAGCGAGAGAGGGAGAGAGAGAGAUGGAGAGGGAGAGUUCAGAGGGAAAGCGAGGAUAGGGGAGAGAGAGAAUAGAGGUUAGAGUUGUGUGAUGGAGGGAUUGAUCAGAGAAAGGAGAGCUUGAGACGAGAGGAAGACAGAUGGUGAAUAAAAGGGAGGGAAGGGUGGGGAGGAGGAGGGGAGUGUGAGCACCUUGGGUCCCCAUAGAGGGGCCUCCACUGACCAUGAGAUGUGAAAUUUCCAUUGUGAGAAACAAAACAAACACACACCGACACAAACGGCAAGAAGAAAAUGCAGAAAAAAAAAAAGAAAAAUGCAUGAUUUUUUUCCCCAUCUACCGUUGUUUAAUGAAUUUGAAUAUGUUUGUAAAGAUUCUAAGGGUGGGUGGAGGUGUAAGGAGAAGGCGGGGUCCGGGCGAGUCUGUGGGGCCUCUGAUUGGCUGCCUCACGGACGUGACAUAUCAGGGGAUUUAACCCCUCCUCCCUUUGGUGUGAUUACGGUUGGGGAUGUGCGUUUGAUUCGUUGACACCCUCUUCCCCCCCUCCUCCCACCACUCCAAAUCAUAAGCCCAAAGGCUCCAGACGACUCGCCCACCUCUCCCUCAACCCCCACCCGACUCUUUCUUCAGUUGCUGUUCCUUCUUGAUUUCAUCCUUACUUCGCGUUAAUACUGUGAACCAUUUGUGCGGUUCAGAGGUUUUUUUAAAGGCAGGGAGCAAUUUAAAAACGCGAAACGAAAAACUCAAAACAAACACACGUAAAGUACAACUAAAACAUAUGAGUUGAUAUAUGUAUUGAUUUUAUAGACAUGAAUAUCUAUGUUGUAUCAAUCAAGUCUUGACUUCCCUGGUGCAGAAAUACUAACUAGGAAAAAAGGACAACAAAAGACUUGCGUGUACGUGAAACAACGUGAAGUCUUCAUCGAAACUGCUGAGGACUCAUUUUGAUUGGCCGGUUGCUGGCAGGAAGUAGCUGAGCACACAGAUGACUUGGCAAAUGGAUAAUUGAUUCAUACUUGACAUGUUAUUACAUACUUUUACAAUAAAUAAAUAAAGGAAUAAUUAAAACACGUUAUUUCACCUUCUGGGAAAGGUCUUGGCGGCCAUCUUUGUUUGGACGCUAACGAUUGGCAUCGUUUCCCGCCUCGACUCGAAGGCGGUCAGAGAACAGAGAACUCUGGGUAAUGGAGUUGAUAUUAAACUGGACAAGCGAAUGAAACGCAACAACCGAAACACUCCGAUAUGUGCGAGGGAGAGCGUGGCUGUUUGAGCUAAGGUGACUUAAACAAAAAACGAAACAGACAAAAAAAAUGAUUUACAUGCAUGCUAAUCCAAAUUACCCAAUCUGCUUUUAGACGGAGCCAAAUUGUAUUCAAGAGAAUGGGAUUUACGCAGGUGGUUGUGACAAAGCAGAACUUUAUGUUAAUGUACUGUGUCUAUUUAUUUCUAUCGUUUUUUUUCGUUGGGAUUGGGGUUGUUUGGGUGCAGGGCUUCAUUCCGCGUUCCAAGUGAAUCAAUUCAAACAUUAAAGAACAAAUAAUUUUUGUUUUUUUAAGGAAAAAAACUGGUCAUAUUUUUAAAGAUUUGUUAUUUCUGUUUCAUUAUUAUUUUAGUUUUUAUUUUGAAAUCUCGCACAGGCUUUCGUCUUACACAUUUUAAUUUUGCUUUUGUUUUCUAAUAGUUUGGAGUUGUGUGGUUGUAAAUGAGUAUUUUAAAAGAGGAACAAAAAAGCCUCAUGUCUUUCAAGGUGCCAAAACUGAAUGAUUCUGAACCUGGAUGCAUUAAGUCCUGACAAUGAAUAAAACAUUGGAAACCA